CUCGCGAGGCGCUGAUAUUGAGGGCGGACAAAGCUAAUGAUCGUGGCUGGAUGAGCCAGUUCUUCUUUGUGCAAAAAGAUUCCCUAAGUUCUGAGGGCGCAUUUCUUGAAGAGAGUUUACACAAAGAUAGGAAGACUAUCCCCUUGAGCUAUGGUCCAGACUCUGAAGGAAGGACUGUCAAAAUUUUAUCUUUAACUACUGCCGAACGGACCUUUGGGAAUCUAGUGGUUGAUAAUGAAGGUAUGUCUCCCACUCCUGACCAUUCUCGGUCCGUUGGAUUAAGGCGCUCUCGCCGUAAUAUUCAGAACAUCCUUGACGAUGCCCAAGAUUCACGCGCGGUCUCUGUAGAUGAUUCAGACCAUGAAUCAGAGACCUCGAGGGGUGGAGGUGAAAAUGCAAGUGCUUUCGUUCCUCUUCAGAUGGUGUUUCCCGGUGGUCAGGAUUCCUGUUCUCUUCCAGCAAAACGUUCUGCACAACACGCUGCUGUUUCUUCGUCUAACACACGGCCGAUACCUUCUGAUUACGAUCUUCUUAACAUGGUUUCGAGAAAGAAGAAAAUCCC
Molecule: messenger RNA, 562 nt
Organism: Cuscuta europaea
Lineage: Eukaryota; Viridiplantae; Streptophyta; Magnoliopsida; Solanales; Convolvulaceae
Source: the annotation of a GenBank genome assembly